Akanthomyces muscarius is the source of this 795-nucleotide messenger RNA. RefSeq lists its product as uncharacterized. NCBI's taxonomy places the organism in Eukaryota, Fungi, Ascomycota, Sordariomycetes, Hypocreales, Cordycipitaceae. Gene Ontology annotation, biological process: spindle pole body duplication; protein import into nucleus. Gene Ontology annotation, cellular component: nuclear outer membrane; nuclear pore transmembrane ring. The record is from RefSeq and is a predicted model, not a curated record. The transcript is spliced from 2 exons. Bases 1 to 795 code for a protein of 264 amino acids.
AUGUCGACACCGACAACGUCGACGCCUGUCAAGGGUGCUCCGGCUUCGGCGACAGAUAGCCCCGGCACCUGGCGCCAUCCUCGCCUCAAUGAAAUCACCCGGCGCCGCGAAGCCACGACCUUUUCCGAGAAAAAUGUCCGCCGCAUAGCCUACAACAUAAUCGCCCUGCUCUGCUUCUGGACGAUUCAGCUCCUCGUCAAAAUGUACAUCGGUCCAACAAGCGUCUCUCCUGCGCUUCGACUGUACAUUAGCUGGGCCUGGACCGUCGUCCAGCUCAUGCCGCUCGUGCAGGUGGCGCUCGCCUGCAUGCCGCUCUUCCGCGCCCGCGACGAGAUGACGGACAUUCCGCUGACCGACGCCCAGCGCAAGCUGCUCGGCCUCGCGCCCGCGCCGCCCGCGUCCUCCCCCGCAAAGGACCUCACGUUCAGCACGCCGCCGCGGUACUCGCGCACCCCGUCGAUUGCGGGCUCCGUCGGCAGCCGCGGCAGCUACACGAACUCGCCGCUGUCGGGCCGUGGCAGCCCCUUUCAGAACUCGACAGCUGGUGGCGGUUCGCCGUUCUCGCCGCCGGUGGACAGCCCGAUGCUGCCCAAGAGCGGCAGCAACCUGUUUGGGGCAGGCGCCAACAACCGCAGAUCCUCGUCGGGAAGCCCAUUCUCGGCGAGCACGUCGAUGAAUCUGUUUGGGGACCCAACUUCGCCGAGCCCGGCGGGCAAGCGGACGAGCGUGGGCUUGAACAGCAAGUGGCUGUACGAAAAGGGACGACGGUCAUCUGGCAGCGCAUGGGUGCAUUGA